CAAGAAUUCCUCCACGACGCGGAAUAUCCCCCGCCAUCUCCUUGCCUCGUUUCCUUCAAGAGCACCGUGGAAACCUCGCGUGCUCGCCGUGACUUCCUGCGACUUCCCACGCUCUAACCAGGGGGCAGGGGCUCGUUUCCAUAGCCGUUGCUCUGCUUGCUCGCUUGCUUUUGCUCUGCACGUCGCGUACGUCCUAGCCGAGGCAUCCAGCCCCCAUGGCCAUGGCUGCGCCGUGGUCGUCGUCCUGCUGCGCCACGACCACGUCGAGCAGUGCUCCGCGUCUGCUUGGUCCCACGGGCGCCAAGAGCGAGAAGCCAUGGUGGGCGGCUGGUGGCAGCGGGAGGCAGCACGGGAGGAGGAGGAGCCAGCAGCUGUCCAUCCGCGCCACGGCGGCGGCGGAGGCUCCGCCGCCGCCCGUGGACUACGCGGACACCAGCGCCGGCACCGACGCCGACGCCGUGGCUUCGCUCAAGAUCAAGCUUCUGAGCGCGGUGUGCGGCCUGAACCGGGGCCUGGCGGCGAGCCAGGAGGACUUGGACCGGGCGGACGCGGCGGCGCGGGAGCUCGAGGCGGCGGCGGGCGGGUCCGUGGAUCUGAACAGGGACCUCGACAAGCUGCAGGGGCGGUGGAGGCUGGUGUACAGCAGCGCGUUCUCGUCGCGGACUCUCGGCGGCAGCCGCCCCGGCCCGCCCACCGGCCGGCUCCUCCCCAUCACCCUCGGCCAGGUGUUCCAGAGGAUCGACGUGGUCAGCAGGGACUUCGACAACAUCGUGCAGCUCGAGCUCGGCACGCCGUGGCCGCUGCCGCCGGUCGAGGCGACGGCGACGCUGGCGCACAAGUUCGAGGUCAUCGGGGCCUCGGGGAUCAAGAUCACGUUCGAGAAGACAACGGUGAAGACGAAGGGGAGCCUGUCGCAGCUGCCGCCGCUGGAGGUGCCCCGCAUCCCCGACAACCUCCGGCCGCCGUCCAACACCGGGAGCGGCGAGUUCGAGCUGACCUACCUCGACGACGACACCCGCAUCACCCGCGGGGACAGGGGGGAGCUCAGGGUGUUCGUCAUCUCGUGAGCUCCGAGGGCCACACUUGUAAUGGAAUCAGAUCCUCGACGCAGCUGCAUUUGUAAUCCAUUUUGCCUUCUUGUAUCCAUUUUGCCUCUUAUCAUCAUGUAGUAUUCUAUCCAUGUGAUACUGCAAUUUUGUAGUAGAAUUGGAGCGUGCAGAGGGGAAUAUAGAAGGCCAAUGUUUCAACUUGCCUUA
Molecule: messenger RNA, 1256 nt
Organism: Phragmites australis (common reed)
Lineage: Eukaryota; Viridiplantae; Streptophyta; Magnoliopsida; Poales; Poaceae
Product: plastid-lipid-associated protein 6, chloroplastic-like
Exons: 4
Coding region: 216-1067 (283 amino acids)
Source: RefSeq, a predicted model, not a curated record